GUCAAAAUAUUGACAUUCUUUUUGAACAUUCGAAGACAGGCUGGCAAUUCCCUUCUAUUAAAGCCGAAGUCGUUACAGGACGCGGAAACUUCACGACGGCCGAGAUCCUAAAAUUGCAGCAAUCAGACGAAGCUUCGAAUCUUCGACUUCGCCGGCGGUUCAUGUCCUUUGCUUGCAUUGCCUUGCCUCCGUUAUCUCCCACGGCAUGGUACGAUAACGCUCUCAUUCAAAACACGCCGGCUUGUAUUGAUUGCUUCCUCAGACGUCAAGUCAUUUCUUGAAAAAUCGCAGAUGAAACGCCAUAUGAUUGCUCCUCUAUUCGUUUUAUUUAUAAUAAUUGGGGAGUUUUCGACCUCAAUCGGCGAACCAUCGAGUUCACAAAUCACCGACCUGUCGUCUUUGAGUGCGUCCAGGGACGUUUUCAAAAGCCUAAGCCAACCCGCCAGCAGAACUCUUUUGUCCCUUAAGAGCACGCAUGAUACUGCACUUGUCGCUGCUUUGGACGGUACCAUAUACUUGGUGGAGAGUUUUUCUGGAAAAGUACUCUGGUCGUUUAAUUCAGGCCAAUCAAUUUACUCUUCAUAUCAAGCUCCUGUCAACCAAGAUACUGAUGAGGAAAAUGCCUCUGGACUGAGUAGCAGCCUUUUUUUUGACUGUGGAGAUGACUGGGAGUUAUACAUGUAUAAUAAACAUGGUGGUGAGAAAGCGAAACUUAAAAUGCCCAUUGAAGAUAUUAUCAGAAGUACACCGCAGAUAUUAGAGGAUGGGGGGUUAAUGCUUGGAUCUAAGCAAACUGCAGUGUUCAUAGUUGAUGCUAAAACUGGAAGACUAAUCAAAACCUACAAGUCUUCUGAUUCUCCAUCCACAUAUCCAACUGAUGAAGAAAAGAGUGCUUUAGAUGAUAAAGACAUUGAAGAAUGGGCGGACUCUGGUUCAAUUGAGCCAUUUCCACUUUACAUCACCAGGAUAGAUUAUUCAUUGCGUGCUUUCGCUCCAAAAUCAGGCAGGGUUUUGUGGAAUGUGACAGUUUCUGAGAUUGAGGCUGCUUUGUUUUGUCAAGAUACUGAGAAUUCAUCUGGUAGGACAUACUUGAUUUCGGAAAAUAAGCUUGGUUCUGAGCUUGAAAAACAGUUCAAUAUGCCAUUGCCCUGUCAUUCAAAGGCUGUUGUCUAUCGUUUUCGUGGUCAUAACAUGUUAGAAUUGUUCUCUAGGCCUGAUAGAUUUCUGAAGGCUCCACAUGAAGAUAAAAUGCUUCCAGUGCCUGCUCAAAAUCUUCCUUCACAGCUCAGGGUUGAUGGAAUAUUAGAUUCUAAUCAUGAAAAUAAAAUGUUCCCAAUGCCUGCUCCUACACUGAUGCUUCCUUCAGAACCCAACAUUGAUAAGAAAUUUUUAGACUUUCAUCACAACAAUGACAAUGAAGUGACACUCUUUCAGCUUCCUGAAAAGAGUAAAAAGCACAUGCUUUCUGAAGGCUUUGCUGCAUGGUGGCCAUUUCUACUUAUUGUCAUUCUUAUGGUCAUAGUUAUCUACAGUAAUGCUGUGGGGGGUCGACAUGAAGCUGAGUUGAAGCAGCAGGUCAAUAAUUUGAUUGGCACAACUGUACCUUCCAGAAGGAAGAGAGCUCGGAAAUUAGGAAGAAACAAUGGUAAUGGGGAGGGGAAGGAAAAAGGUGUUUCACCCAAGGAUGAUGAACUGUGGUUGAAUCAUAACAAACUUCUUGAUAGUGCAGUGGAUGGACGUAGGAUUGGUAAGCUGUUUGUAUAUAAUACAGAAAUUGCUAAGGGAAGCAAUGGUACUGUUGUCCUCGAGGGAGUUUAUGAAGGUCGCCCAGUCGCCAUAAAACGCCUUGUGCGGGCACAUCAUGAUGUGGCCUUUAAAGAAAUUCAGAAUCUCAUUGCAUCUGACCAACAUCCAAAUAUUGUUCGAUGGUAUGGAGUGGAAUUUGAUCAAGAUUUUGUUUAUCUUUCACUGGAGCGUUGUACUUGCAACUUAAAUGACCUCAUUCAGGCAUACUCUGAUUCCUCUCAAAACUCAGUUUUAACUGAAGAUCACCGUACGAAGGCUAUGAUUGAGUAUAAAGUGCAGUUGGAUUCAGUGAAGGAUAUUACAGGGGAUAUUAAAUUGUGGAAAUCAAAUGGCUACCCUUCACCUCUCUUAUUAAAAUUAAUGAGGGAUGUGGUUUCUGGGCUCGUUCAUUUGCAUGAAUUGGGAAUCAUUCAUCGGGACUUGAAACCUCAAAAUGUGUUGAUAAGCAAGGAAAGAUCAUUAUGUGCAAAGCUUUCUGAUAUGGGUAUCAGUAAGCGCCUUCCUCAGGAUAUGUCUUCAUUUAGCCAUCAUGCUACAGGUGAUGGCAGUUCCGGUUGGCAAGCACCUGAGCAGCUUCGUCGUCGUCGGCAAACCCGUGCUGUGGACAUGUUUAGUUUGGGUUCUGUCUUGUUUUUCUGCAUCACUGGUGGUAGACAUCCAUUUGGCGACCGUGUUGAACGCGAUUACAAUAUUCUGAACAACAAAGUAGACCUCUUCUUAGUGGAGUACAUCCCAGAAGCUAUGGACCUUUUUUAUGGUCUAUUAGACCCUAACCCUAAAGUGAGGCCAAAAGCAAUGGAGGUUUUGCGCCAUCCUUUGUUUUGGAGUUCUGAGGUCCGAUUGUCCUUUCUUCGGGACACUAGCGAUCGCAUAGAAUUGGAGGAUAGGGAGGCCAGUUCUGAUAUACUGAUGGCAUUAGAAAGUAUAGCACCUGUGGCUUUGGGUGCAAAAUGGGAUGAAAAGAUGGAGGCUGCGUUCAUCACCAAUAUUGGCUAUUACAGGCGUUACAGGUUUGACAGCGUUAGAGAUUUGUUACGGGUUAUGCGGAACAAGUUGAAUCAUUAUAGAGAACUUCCCAAACAUAUUCAGGAAAUUUUAGGACCGGUGCCUGAAGGAUUUGACAGCUAUUUUACAAGUCGAUUCCCAAAAUUAUUGAUUGAGGUGUACAAAGUAGUGUACAGAUACUGCAGGGAAGAGGAAUGCUUUCAUAAGUAUUUCGAAAGCAGUGUUGUUUAACUGUCUGUUUCUUCUUUGAUUGCCCUGUAAGUUUGGACUAUGGCAGGUACAAGGCUGAAGGAUGCCACACGUCAUUGUGUACAAAUGUAAAGCUGUUGUAACCGAAACAGUUUAUUUAUAUAGUUAGAAGUUUUAUUUGAGUGCC
Messenger RNA from Malania oleifera, 3187 nucleotides. Its product is annotated as serine/threonine-protein kinase/endoribonuclease IRE1a. The transcript has 7 exons. Bases 292 to 3042 code for a protein of 916 amino acids. Gene Ontology annotation, biological process: IRE1-mediated unfolded protein response; intrinsic apoptotic signaling pathway in response to endoplasmic reticulum stress; protein phosphorylation. Gene Ontology annotation, molecular function: ATP binding; protein serine/threonine kinase activity; RNA endonuclease activity. Gene Ontology annotation, cellular component: IRE1-TRAF2-ASK1 complex. NCBI's taxonomy places the organism in Eukaryota, Viridiplantae, Streptophyta, Magnoliopsida, Santalales, Ximeniaceae. The record is from RefSeq and is a predicted model, not a curated record.